Molecule: messenger RNA, 1053 nt
Organism: Sipha flava (yellow sugarcane aphid)
Lineage: Eukaryota; Metazoa; Arthropoda; Insecta; Hemiptera; Aphididae
Exons: 2
Coding region: 1-1053 (350 amino acids)
Source: RefSeq, a predicted model, not a curated record
AUGAUUAGCCAGUUUUUUAAACCUAUUCCGAAACCCACAAGGACAUUGAACGAUGAUGAUAGUACAAUAGAUCAAUCACAAACAAAAAUGUUAAAAUUAAAUGUUACCUCAACUUUUAACGAGUCUUCUAUUUCCUCUUCUAGCUUAAAUGUGCUUAAUAUUAGCUUAAAUAGUGAUGAACAAUCUAUUCAGCCAAUUAUCAAUUUUCCACGUCGUAAAAUUUGUGAAAAACAACGUAGUUUUCAAAGUUCAUGGUACAAAGUUUAUCCUUGGAUUGAAUAUUCUGUUCAAUUGGAUGAAAUUUUCUGUUUUUUUUGUCGUCAUUUUACUAGUUCUAUAUCUUGUGAAAAGCAUCAAGAUGUUUUAAUAGCCACAGGAUAUAAUAAUUGGAAAAAUAUUUCGGGGAUGGAAAAAAAACAUAACUCGGCAGAUUCGCAUAAAACAUCGUUAGCCAAAUAUCAAGAUUAUAUAUCAUCAAAAAGUAUAGGAGCUGUUACGACUCAAAUGAAUAUUCAUGUCGAAGAGAAUACAAAUAAAAAUCGAGAAGUAUUAAAAAGUGUAAUUCGUUCAGUUUUGUAUUGCGCACGACAGGAUAUAGGUUUACGUGGUCACAAUAAUGUAAUCGAAUAUUCAAAUGAAGACGAACACGACUUAGAAACUACAAAAAAUCAAGGUAAUUUUAAAGAACUAUUAGAUUUACUAUGUUUGGAAAAUGAAAAGUUUAAUAUAAAUUUAAAAGAAAUGAAUGAAGGUAGUUCGGUUUAUAGUUUAAUUGUUGAUGAAGCUCGUGAUGCGUCAAAAUUUGAACAAAUGUCAAUAUGUAUCAGAUAUGUACAUAAAUUAACUAUAAAAGAAAGGUUCUUAGGAUUUGUACAAGUAGAAGAAUUAGAUGCACUAGGCUUAAUUAAUUCUAUUAUCGAAUUUUUAAAUUCAGUUGGUUUAGAUAUUACAAAAUGUAUAAGUCAAUCCUACGACGGUGCAUCAGUAAUGUCUGGUUCUACCAAUGGCGUACAAGUAAAAAUUAGAGAACUUUCUAAAAACAAAUGCCCUUAA